CUUCCUCUCAUGGGUGGAGUUUUCACCCUGGAAAGCCACAGAUCUAAGGUCCAAGUUGAGUCUUCAGAACAUACAUUCUAGAAACUAGAAACAUGGUUUUUGACGUUUCCAAGCAGAUGAAGCCAUUUGAGACUGGCGGCUAGGAGGCUCAAGCUUGUCACCCUUGUCCCUGUUCUUCAACCUGGUGAAAGCCUCUCACUAGCAGCAGCUGCAGCCCUGCUCAACUGAGCCCCACAUUUCUAAGGGGUCACCCUGGGCGCUAUGCAGGGGCAGAAGGUCCUCCCUCUGCCACAGAACCCCCCACAGCCCGCGCUGAGGAGCAGUCACCCCAUACCUCCAGACACCAUCCAGCCCCUGCUGAGCCGGGACAUCGUCAACAGCAAGGAGGAUUACCCCCAGCCGGUGGCCCCCAGAGCCCCCUGUGGCGCCCCUGGUCUGGGCCAGGGCUGCUGGAGCCUGGAUGUGAAGCUGGUCGUGCUGCUGCUGUCCCUGGCUGGGGCGGUCAUCCUGCUGCUGCUGUACAGACUCCUCCAGCUCCGACACAGGCUGAAGCUCGCGAGGACCAGAGACGCUCUGGAGUACUACAGCUUUUGCCACGCUGCCACCUACACCUUUAAAAACCCUGAUCUGCCUCAGGAGCUGCCAGUUAACGGCGACGCUCGACGGCAGGCGCCCCCCGCCGCGGAGCCCCCCUCUGGGGAGCCGCCGCCAAAGCUAGUGAUACACGCUCCCGUCACCCCUCUACCCCCGCCGCCGGCCUCCCAGCCUCCCACUCUCCCUCCCCCUCCACAUCGCGUCCUCCCUCCACCCCCUGUCCUCCCCCCGCCGCCUCUCCCCCCCACGCCUCCCCUCGUGGCUCUCCCUUUCCCCCUGCCCAUCAUACACACCACCCCUCCCAGCCCUCACCUGUCGUGGGGCGCCGGCUCGGACGCGGAGGUCUACUCGCGGAUCGGAGCUUUUCGGCCAUCCAGGUUGUCCAGCCUCAGCCAGACACAGGUGAUCCUGUUUGAACACUCUGCCCUUUGA
Molecule: messenger RNA, 1026 nt
Organism: Hypomesus transpacificus
Lineage: Eukaryota; Metazoa; Chordata; Actinopteri; Osmeriformes; Osmeridae
Product: proline-rich protein 12
Exons: 2
Coding region: 262-1026 (254 amino acids)
Source: RefSeq, a predicted model, not a curated record